This is a messenger RNA of Esox lucius (northern pike), 4603 nucleotides long. It is a transcript of the gene klhl26, whose product is annotated as kelch-like family member 26. The transcript is spliced from 3 exons. Lineage: Eukaryota; Metazoa; Chordata; Actinopteri; Esociformes; Esocidae. Bases 564 to 2375 code for a protein of 603 amino acids. The record is from RefSeq and is a predicted model, not a curated record. Gene Ontology annotation, molecular function: protein binding.
AUAAUGUAUAGCUGUGUCUUAGUGUUACUUUUUUAAAGCCCCUCAAUUCAUACAGUAUUUUCAUCCAAACUUUUCCCCUGAAAACCAAUUUAAACAAAUUUGGACUCAUGCUUUUCCUUUGCGCUUGUUCCAUUAGGUUACAAAACAUCCAUGCAGUCAUAAUAAUUGAAUUAUGUUUAAUUGAUGAGCUGAACAUGAAACUAGCCCUCUGACAGUUACAGUACCAGAGCCAACACUAAACAUGCUGUAUACAUUUUACAUCUGAAUAAUCAGAGUCGUUCUCCCAUUAUAUAUUGUCCAGAUGACAAGUUUAGAACCAUUAACGGACUGCACCAUGAAUAGGAAUAGCCAAUACCCCAAGAAAACUACCUCAAUGGCUGACUUUACCUUUGAUGCUUUUGAGGUCAUAUCAUAGCUGAGCAACUUGUGGGACUGGAAUUUCUGUGGUGAACAAUUAAAAGCUAUCAAUAACAGAAUGUGUGGUCGGGAGAAACAGAAGAAAUGUAUUCCCAUGAAGCAUCUGAAUUAUUCAAGAGAGAAGGGCUGUUGGGAGGAGAGUUCUGAUGCAGCUGCUGGGAAAACAGAUGGACAAAGUGCAGGGAAGCAAAUGUAUGGCUAACAAGAAUAGCACCCUGCGUUGCACGUUCUCAGCCCCAAGCCACAGCGCUACACUCCUGCAGGGCUUGUCAGUCCUGCGAGCCCAGGGGCACCUGCUGGAUGUGGUGCUGGCGAUCAACGAGGAGCGCUUCCAGGUCCAUAAGGCGGUGCUGGCCUCCUGCAGUGACUACUUCAGAGCCAUGUUCACCGGAGGUAUGAGGGAGUCAAACCAGGACACCAUUGAGCUGAAGGGCUUGUCUGCCCGUGGUCUUAAACACAUCAUUGACUUUGCUUAUAGCGCAGAGGUCACGCUGGACCUGGACUGCAUUCAGGAUGUACUGGGAGCAGCUGUCUUCCUUCAGAUGGUCCCAGUCGUCGAGCUCUGCGAGGAGUUCCUCAAGUCAGCCAUGAGUGUAGAGACCUGCUUGAACAUUGGCCAAAUGGCCACCACCUUCAACCUGUCCUCACUCAAGGAGUCGGUGGACGCCUUCACCUUCCGCCACUUCCUGCAGAUCGCCAAGGAGGAGGACUUCUUGCACAUUCCCACGGAGCGCCUGGUCUUCUUCCUGCAGAGCAACAUGCUGAAAAACUGCUGCGAGAUCGACCUGUUCCACGCUGCCAUCCGCUGGCUGCAGCACGACGAGGGACGCCGAACCAGAGCUAACGAGGUGCUCUGCCAUGUGCGAUUCCCCCUCAUGCGCUCCUCCGAGCUGGUGGACAGCGUGCAGACGGUGGGCAUCAUGGUGGAGGAUGUGCUGUGCCGGCAAUACCUCCUGGAGGCCUUCAACUACCAGAUCCUCCCCUUCCGUCAGCAUGAGAUGCAGUCCCCGCGGACCAUGAUCCGCUCGGACGUGGUUUCGCUUAUUACCUUUGGCGGGACGCCCUACACCGACAACGAUCGCACGGUGAGCAGUAAGGUGUUCUAUCUGCCGGACGUUGCAGCGCGUCAGUUCAAGGAACUAACCGAGAUGGAGGCCGGAUCCAGCCACGCUUGCGUGUCAGUGCUCGACAACUUCGUGUACAUAGUCGGCGGGCAACAACUGCAGUACCGAAGCGGCGAAGGCGCGGUUGACGUCUGCUUUCGCUACGACCCGCACCUGAGCAAAUGGCUGCGCAUUCAGCCCAUGCAGGAGGGACGCAUUCAGUUUCAGCUCAAUGUCCUUCAAGGACAACUCUAUGCCACCGGAGGGCGAAACCGAUCCGGAAGUCUGUCCUCCGUCGAGUGCUACUGCCCCAAGAGAAACGAGUGGACCUACGUGGAGCCGCUAAAACGCAGAAUCUGGGGCCACGCCGGAAGUCCUUGUGGCGACAAGCUCUACAUCUCGGGGGGUUACGGUGUUUCCGUAGACGACAAGAAAACAAUGCACUGUUACGACCCCGCGUCUGACCAGUGGGACUUCAAAUCGCCCAUGAACGAGCCCAGAGUUCUUCAUGCUAUGAUCAGCGCCAAAGACCGUGUGUACUGCCUGGGCGGUCGCAUGGACCACGUCGACCGCUGCUUUGAUGUCCUGGCAGUCGAGUAUUACGUUCCUGAGAAUGACCAGUGGACCACUGUUAGCCCCAUGCGGGCAGGGCAAUCUGAGGCAGGCUGCUGUUUGUUAGAUCAAAAGAUUUAUAUAGUUGGAGGCUACAAUUGGCAUCUAAACAAUGUCACAAGCAUCGUGCAAGUGUACAACACUGAGGCCGAUGAGUGGGAACGGGAUUUGCACUUCCCUGAGUCUUUUGCAGGAAUUGCGUGUACACCGAUCAUACUUCCACAAAACACCACACAGCGGUAAACCUGCAGGACCCCAAGUGACCGUGACCAUUGGUUUCCAUGUGGUCUUGCUGCUUACUGUUACAGCUUACUGAGCUGUCAUUAAUAACAACACAGAGCAUCGCAUGAAAUGUCAUGCAAUCUCAGUGGUAAUCUUGGUUAUAUGAGGGCACAGGCUCUGUGUGUAUUUGAUGCAAUGGGUGGAAAUACUAAUAUGGUUUUGCUAUACUAUACAGUGUUACUAGGUCUUACUAAAUCUUCCAUCGUAUGGACCGCAAUUAUGUGCUGGAUCUUAAUUGAGCUGUGUCAGGUAUUUGCGUGAAGGCUAGGGCUAGUGUAUGUUUUGUAAGUGGCUGCUAUCACGGUUGGACAAACAUUUCAUUCCGGUAAAUUCAAGAAAGUACACUGACAUUCAAAUUCCAAAUUCCAGUGCUCUUCUAUACUGUGUAAAGAGGAACAAUUUGAAUUUCAGUGUGUACUUCGUGAACUGACCGGAACUCGAAGGGAAUUGAUCCCAACCCUGGCAGUUAGCCACAGUCAAAAACCUGUUAACUAACAGAUUUGCAGGAUAUGACAUAAUAUGCAAAUGCAGAAAGGGAGUGGUUAGCAUGUUGGGAUGGAGUGCAAUAAUUCAAAUCAUAAUUUUAACAGUUUUUCUAUUACAUUUAAUGACAUUUGACGGCAGAGUACUAGUGAUGUAAAAGGUACUUUUAAGAAUAUAUAUUUUCAGUAGCUCUCCUAAUGUUUUACGUUUAUUUUAGUAAAUUUUAUCUACUUUUACUCUGCAACGUAACCUGCUCUAUUUCAGUAUCAAGAGGCUGUAUUCCGAGGAACUAAAGGAGUGACAUGUAGCCCAAACUAAGAAGCUAAAAUGUCUCUCUUGGCAGCUAAAUACUUUUUUUUAAAAGUGUUUUGUGUGAAUAUUUGAGGUGAUCAGUGGUUAGUUCUCCUUGUGUAGGAAUGCUGUAGGUUUCCAGCUAGGGUUGGGAAGUAUCACGAUAUUCAUAUAGUUAUAUCACCUUUCUUCCAUCCGGAGGUUUACAGAAUUACCGGCAUUACAAAAGAAAAUGCACAAAUAAGCCCAUUGGAGUUCUAUUACCAAAAUGCAAACUAAUUGGGCUACUGUAAACAAACUGAUUGUAAAGACAGGCAGUCUAGCUCAUUGAGCUGUACAAGCAUAGGUAGGUGCCAGUGACCAGGGGUGUUGAUUUGGGAAGGACAGCAGGGUCAGUUCCCCCUGAAUAUAUGUACUGUACAGAUCAUUUAUCAGAAGGUCUUUUUGGAGUUGUCAAACAGUGCAGAAUCAUUCACAGUGGUUCUCCAUGUACUUAUUAAUUCAGCUACUUUCUUAGCUAACUAGCAAGUAAAAACAAAUGACUCAUCGCCAGCUGUGGAUUUCUUCCUUUGUGAUUUUCAAACAAAUAAAUACCAAAGGAAGAUAUAAUGGGACCAGGCUCAGCUGUGAUAGCUUAGAAUGUGAAAUUAAAAACAAUAUGCUUUAUUUAAUAUAUAUCACAAAUGUUGACUUCAGGUAUUUCAUUAAAGCACCUACAAAAAUCAAAGAGAACCUCAAAUAUUUACAACAGCUAUUAAAACAGGCUAUUUCGAAAUAUCCUGGGAUACAGUAUACCGACCAAGCCUACUUCCUACAUAUUAUUUGGUGUCAUACUGUGUAUAUCAAUAUACUGUGUAUUGCAGUGAAGUGUUAUGUCUCGUCCAACACCUGUAGUGUUUAGUGGUGAUAAACAAGUGGGGUUGAGUAGAUCCACAUACUGAAUUCACCGGUCCGUUAUUGCCACAGUUUUGAACCUCAGAGUUAUGAACAAGGGGCUGUAGGGUUAAGAUAAUCACUGGGUGCAAAGAACAGCACAUUAGACAAACUCGAGCAUUAAGUAUAUGUGAUUAUUUUAAGUGGUUACAUUUGCGUUUUCAUAAGGAGUUGAUUAUUUGUGAGACUGUAAAUACAGUAACUAACAAAUACUGAUUUGUUACUGUCUAUCACUCAAGUUACAGUAGCCGGGAGUCCGGAGGGCAGUUUGUAACGGUCCAUUUUAUUUGGAUGCACAACAUGUCCAUGGCUGAAAACGUCACCCGUUUGCCUUAGUGUUUUCGAUGUUUUGUCUGUUCAACUCAGAAGCACACAUUUACUGUAUUUAUAAUUUAAGUGCAUUAUAAGUGGAGUCCACUGAAAUCAAAGGAGAAUGUAGACUUUUGUGUAUAUUAACGAACAUUAAACAAUAAAUGAAAACA